AUGGGCAUGAAGCGGCAGAAGGACAAUGGUAUACUGUUCCUCCCCGUCGUGAUGGCAAAGACCCUGGAGCAGGACGCUUUUGCGCGACCCAAGUUUCACGCUUGUAUCCAGCAGAUUCGCGAAAUUGCAGCAACUCUCCAGGGGGUUAACCUCGACUGGGUAUAUCUGAAUCAUGCGGACAGCAGCCAGUAUCCACUCGGAAGCUAUGGUGCCGACAACAUCAAGAAGAUGAAGGCGGCGGCGGCCAAGUAUGAUCCGCACGAGGUCUUCCAGAAGCUGUGCCCCGGGGGCUUCAAGAUCUCCAAUUUCGAAGCCUGA
Molecule: messenger RNA, 318 nt
Organism: Emericellopsis cladophorae
Lineage: Eukaryota; Fungi; Ascomycota; Sordariomycetes; Hypocreales; Bionectriaceae
Exons: 1
Coding region: 1-318 (105 amino acids)
Source: RefSeq, a predicted model, not a curated record